UUUCUGCCCUCUGGCUUUUUAGUCCCUUAAGCUCUGGUCUUUCAUCCUUUAGCAAUUUCAGGGAAAAUGCAAGUGAUGUUAGCCUCCAGCUGGCGGCUGGGAGGUGCCGUCUGUGAGGGUGAGAUCCAGGGCAGGAGCAACAGCAGGCUCGGGGAUCCCUGGCCAGGAGGAGCCUCUGCACGCACACACAUGCACACACACACGUACGCAAAGGUUAUCUGUGCAGAUGUGAGCUUGUGCACAGACACACACGUGGGUGGCCACGCAUGCACACAACACAUGCAGGCACAUGCAGACUCACGUGUGCACAAGCAGACCACACACUGGCGCACACGCAGCAGCAUUUACGCUGGCACAGGUGUGCACUUGCACAGAUAGGCAGACUAGCAUAGCCCUGGUAAGAAGAGGGCCUCUGGGGCCUUCUGCUGACAAGGAAAGGUGUGCGCGGCCACCAGGGCCAGGGCAGCUGCUGGGGGAACCACGGUACUGCCUGCACCCCGGGUACCCACACGGCCACCCCGGAACAGAUGCUCUAGGCUCUGUUCCCAAGGCCUGUGCUGUUGGGGUCUAGGAAGUGUCCGGAGCCCUGUUUCUCAGACAUGCUGCUGGGAAGGUCAGGUGGAGCCUGGGGGAGCCAGGGACAGUCAGGGUGGGAGGGCCAGGCAGGCUGGGGUGCAGCUGGAGGGGACACCCCUGUGGUCCCUGUUUCCUCCUCUGGACAGCAGACGAUGGGUCUCCUCCUGAGAUGUUGCCACAGCCCCUUGAUGCAGCCUUACCUGCUCCCAGCUCAGUGGACUGGUGCCCCACCCUGCCAUGACAGGCAGUGGGGGCGGGGGGCAGGCCCUGACAGUCACUCUGCCGCCCGCAGCCCGAUGAGCUGACCAACGCCCUGGAGAUCAGCAACAUCGUGUUCACAAGCAUGUUUGCUCUGGAGAUGCUGUUGAAGCUGCUGGCCUGUGGCCCACUGGCCCCUACAACAUCUUUGACGGCAUCAUCGUCGUCAUCAGCGUGUGGGAGAUCGUCGGGCAGGCGGACGGCGGGCUGUCAGUGCUGCGCACCUUCCGGCUGCUGCGGGUGCUCAAGCUGGUGCGCUUCAUGCCCGCGCUGCGGCGCCAGCUGGUGGUGCUCAUGAAGACCAUGGACAACGUGGCCACCUUCUGCAUGCUGCUCAUGCUCUUCAUCUUCAUCUUCAGCAUCCUUGGCAUGCAUCUCUUCGGCUGCAAAUUCAGUCUGAAAACAGAUACCGGAGACACAAUCCCCGACCGGAAGAACUUUGAUUCCCUACUGUGGGCCAUCGUCACCGUGUUCCAGAUCCUCACUCAAGAGGACUGGAACGUCGUCCUGUACAACGGCAUGGCCUCCACGUCCUCCUGGGCCGCGCUGUACUUCGUGGCCCUCAUGACCUUUGGCAACUACGUGCUCUUCAACCUGCUGGUGGCCAUCCUGGUGGAGGGUUUCCAGGCCGAGGGCGAUGCCACCAGGUCCGACACAGAUGAAGACAAGACGUCCACCCACUUGGAGGAGGACUUGGACAAGUUCCGAGACCUCAGGGCCACAGAGAUGAAGAUGUACUCGCUGGCAGUGACACCCAACGGGCACCUGGAGGGCCGGGGCAGCCUGCCCCCUCCCCUUAUCAUGCGCACGGCGGCCACGCCCAUGCCCACCCCCAAGAGCUCCCCACACCUGGACGCGGCCCCUGGCCCCCUGGACUCGCGCCGUGGCAGCAGCAGCUCCAUGGACCCUCAGCUAGGAGACCAGAAAUCUCUGUCUAGCCUCCGCAGCUCGCCCUGCGCCCCCUGGGGCCCCAACAGCGCCUGGAGCAGCCGGCGCUCCAGCUGGAACAGCCUGGGCCGCGCACCCAGCCUCAAGCGCAGGAGCCAGUGUGGGGAGCGCGAGUCGCUGCUGUCCGGCGAGGGCAGGGGCAGUGGCAGCACUGAUGAGGAGGCCGAGGAUGGCCGGCCGGGGGCGGGGGCCUCGCCGGGCACGCGUGCCACGCCGCUGCGGCGCGCUGAGUCCCUGGACCACCGCAGCACGCUGGACCUGCGGCCCCCACGGCCGGCCACCCUGCUGCCCACCAAGGCCCACGACUGCAAUGGGCAGGUGCUGGCCCUGCCCAGCGAGUUCUUCCUGCGCAUCGACAGCCACAAGGAGGAUCCGGCCGAGUUUGAGGACGAUGUGGAGGACAGCUGCUGCUCGCGACUGCAGAAGGUGCUGGAGCCGCACAAGCCAGGGUGCUGCCGGAGCCGUGAGCCCUGGGCUCUGUACCUCUUCUCCCCGCAGAACAGGUUCCGCAUCUCCUGCCAAAAGAUCAUUGCUCACAAGAUGUUCGAUCACGUCGUCCUCGUCUUCAUCUUCCUCAACUGCAUCACCAUUGCCCUGGAGAGGCCCGACAUCGACCCCGGCAGCACCGAGCGCGUCUUCCUCAGUGUCUCCAACUACAUCUUCACAGCGAUCUUCGUGGCGGAGAUGAUGGUGAAGGUGGUGGCCCUGGGCCUCAUCUCGGGUGAGCACGCCUACCUGCAGAGCAGCUGGAACAUACUGGAUGGGGUGCUGGUCCUGGUGUCCCUGGUGGACAUCGUCGUGGCCAUGGCCUCGGCUGGCGGUGCCAAGAUCCUGGGCAUCCUGCGUGUGCUGCGCCUGCUGCGGACCCUGCGGCCACUGAGGGUCAUCAGCCGUGCGCCGGGACUCAAGCUGGUGGUGGAGACUCUGAUAUCGUCCCUCAGGCCCAUCGGGAACAUCGUCCUCAUCUGCUGCGCCUUCUUCAUCAUCUUCGGCAUCCUCGGGGUGCAGCUUUUCAAGGGGAAGUUUUACUACUGCGAGGGCGCUGACACCAGGAACAUUUCCACUAAGGCUGAGUGCAGGGCCGCGCACUACCGCUGGGUGCGACGCAAGUACAACUUCGACAACCUGGGCCAGGCGCUGAUGUCGCUGUUCGUGCUCUCGUCCAAGGACGGCUGGGUGAAUAUCAUGUACGACGGGCUGGACGCCGUGGGCGUGGACCAGCAGCCGGUGCCCAACCAUAACCCCUGGAUGCUGCUCUACUUCAUCUCCUUCCUGCUCAUCGUCAGCUUCUUCGUGCUCAACAUGUUCGUGGGCGUCGUGGUGGAGAACUUCCACAAGUGCCGGCAGCACCAGGAGGCCGAGGAGGCGCGGCGGCGCGAGGAGAAGCGGCAGCGUCGCCUGGAGAGGAAGCGCAGGAGCACUUUCCCCAACCCAGAGGCCCAGCGCCGGCCCUACUAUGCGGACUACUCGCCCACCCGCCGCUCCAUCCACAGUCUGUGCACCAGUCACUACCUGGACCUUUUCAUCACCUUCAUCAUUGGCGUCAACGUCAUCACCAUGUCCAUGGAGCACUACAACCAGCCCAAGGCUCUGGACGAGGCCCUCAAGUACUGCAAUUACGUGUUCACCAUCGUCUUUGUUGUCGAGGCUGUGCUGAAGCUGGUGGCCUUUGGGUUCCGGAGGUUCUUCAAGGACAGGUGGAACCAGCUGGACCUAGCCAUCGUCCUGCUGUCCAUCAUGGGCAUCACGCUGGAGGAGAUUGAGAUGAACGCGGCGCUACCCAUCAAUCCCACCAUCAUCCGAAUCAUGCGUGUCCUCCGCAUCGCCCGCGUCCUGAAGCUGCUCAAGAUGGCCACGGGCAUGCGGGCCCUGCUGGACACGGUGGUCCAGGCGCUGCCCCAGGUAGGGAACCUCGGCCUGCUUUUCAUGCUCCUGUUUUUUAUCUAUGCUGCCCUGGGAGUGGAGCUGUUCGGGAGGCUCGAAUGCAGUGAGGACAACCCCUGCGAGGGCCUGAGCAGACACGCCACCUUCUCCAACUUCGGCAUGGCCUUCCUCACGCUGUUCCGCGUGUCCACCGGCGACAACUGGAACGGGAUCAUGAAGGACACGCUGCGCGAGUGCGCCCGCGAGGACAAGCACUGCCUCACCUACCUGCCGGCCAUCUCGCCCAUCUACUUCGUUACCUUCGUGCUGGUGGCCCAGUUCGUGCUGGUCAACGUGGUGGUGGCCGUGCUCAUGAAGCACCUGGAGGAGAGCAACAAGGAGGCCCGCGAGGACGCCGAGCUGGACGCAGAGCUCGAGAUGGAGAUGGCGCAGGGGUCCCCCGCCCGGCCCAGGCCCGCGGCCCCUCAGAGCCCCGGCGCCUCGCCGGACUCCCCCAACGUGCUGGUCGUGCGCAAGGUGUCGGUGUCCAGGAUGCUCUCGCUGCCCAACGACAGCUACAUGUUCCGUCCCGUGGCGCCUGCGGCAGCCGCUCACCCACACCCGCUACAGGAGGUGGAGAUGGAGACCUACGCGGGCGGCGCCGCGGGCCGGGUCACCGCUGCCCACUCGCCGCCUGUGGAGUCCUGCACCUCCCUCCAGGUCCCGUCCGCCGUGUCCUCCCCGUCCAGGGGUGGGGACACCCUCCGUGCUCUGCCCCCGCAGGGUGCAGCCCGCUCGCCUAGUGUCGGCCGGCUUCUCUGCAGACAGGAGGCUGUCCUAACGGAGUCCCUGGAAGGGCAUGUCGAUGGCACUGGGGACAGCAGCCCAUUCAGGGGAGAGCCUGGCGGGAAGACCCCCAUGAGACAGGCAUCCCUGGGGCCCUCCUUGCGGUCCCCACCCCGGUCCCCACGGCCCUCCAGCGUCCGCGCCCGCAAGCACGCUUCUGGACAGCACUGCGUCUCCAGCCGUCCACCGGCCCCAGGCGGGGAGGAGUCCGAAGCCCUAGACCCGGCCGACGAGGAGGUCAGCCACAUCACCAGCUCUGCCCGCAGCCCUUCGGCCUCGCCCACUGCCUGUGGGAUCGUGGGCGGCGAGCCAGACCUGCACAGGCUCUACAGCGUGGACGCCCGGGGCUUCCUGGACCAGCCGGGCCGGGUGGAUGAGCAGAGGCGGCCCUCGGGGGAACCGGGCAUUGGGGACAGCCGUCCAGAGGCCGGGGAGGCGAAGCCCCGGGUCCUGGAGGCCGAGCUGGCCCUGGGGGCACGCAGGAAGAAGAAGAUGAGCCCCCCCUGCAUCUCCAUAGAGCCCCCAGCAGAGGACGAGGGUGUGGCCAGGGCCCCUGCGGCGGAGGGCAGCAGCACCACCCUGCGGCGGCGAACCCCAUCCUGCGAGGCUGUGCCCCACAGAGACCCCCUGGAGCCCGCAGAUGGCGCAGGGCUGGACGCAGCUGCCAAGGGGGAGCGGCGGGGCCAGGCCCCCUGCCACACAGAACACCUGACUGUCCCAAACUUCACUUUUGAGCCGCUGGACGUGGGAAGUCCCAGUGGGGACCUGUUCGCGGAUGGGGGCCACAGGGCCACCCUAGAACCCAGACCCUCCUCAGGCACUGCGGCCCCUCCAGAACCCCGGGAGACAGAGUCCCCAGUGCCCUCAGGAGACCCCCCAGAGGAGGGGCGGGGGGUGCACCUCACCGUCCCGGAGAGCCCACCGAAGAGAGCGUCCCCCCCGGCUGUGCCAAUCCUGGAUGAUGACGUGGAUGAGCCCGUGUAGCUCGGGUGCAGUACCCACAGGCUUUGGCACGGGGGUUGGGGUGCGCCCAGGCGGCCAGGACAGGGCUGUGUGUGGAUCCUGGCUCGGGCCCCCCAAGGGCAGAGGAGCCAGAAGGAUGUCAGCGCAGGGAGAGGGAGGCCCAUGCCGUUCUGGGCACGUGGAGCAGCGGGAGCCCACAGCCAGAGGCCUCCGUCCUGUCGAUUCAGGUUUGGGGUUUCUCAGUGUGCCAAGGUGGUCCCAGGCCGUGUUGGCGGCCCGCUCAGGAGUCCCAGGGACAAGGACCAGAAACCGACCAGGAGGAGGAAGGCAGAGGCCGCCCAGCAGAGCCCCAUCCUCACGUCCACUUCUUUUUAUAGGGAACACGCUUGGGGCCGCUCGUGCUCUCUGGUGGCGGCUUCCUGCUAAAGGCCGCCGUGGCCACGCUUUCCGUCACUCACAGUCCCGAGUUUUCAUCCGUGUCUCCACCACUCAUCGCUCUCAUCUCCCCUCCACACCCACUCCGCGCCGUUCCAACCCCUCAGGAUUCCAGAGAGCACCUUGACUCUGGUCCCUGGGAAAUGGCCGGUCGCCAGGGAGUGGGGACGGUGCAAUAAGACCCCCACUGCCCAUGGGGCCUGGUUCAAGACUUUGAGCUGAUGGCCCCAUCGUUUCACUUUCUUUUAUAAAGGCAGGUUAAACGUUUGCAAUAAUCCAAUGCGGAAAACUCGGCUUCUCAAGUCAAGGGGAGGGGAGGGGAGGGGGGUUGCAAAGCAGAGCGGAAUAAAUAUUAACUUAUUUAAGAAACA
Molecule: messenger RNA, 6260 nt
Organism: Capra hircus (goat)
Lineage: Eukaryota; Metazoa; Chordata; Mammalia; Artiodactyla; Bovidae
Product: voltage-dependent T-type calcium channel subunit alpha-1H
Biological process (GO): sodium ion transmembrane transport; neuronal action potential; calcium ion import
Cellular component (GO): plasma membrane; neuron projection; voltage-gated sodium channel complex
Molecular function (GO): low voltage-gated calcium channel activity; voltage-gated sodium channel activity
Source: RefSeq, a predicted model, not a curated record